Nothobranchius furzeri (turquoise killifish) is the source of this 1576-nucleotide messenger RNA. RefSeq names its product ATPase H+ transporting V0 subunit ca (gene atp6v0ca). The record is from RefSeq and is a predicted model, not a curated record. NCBI's taxonomy places the organism in Eukaryota, Metazoa, Chordata, Actinopteri, Cyprinodontiformes, Nothobranchiidae. Gene Ontology annotation, molecular function: proton-transporting ATPase activity, rotational mechanism. Gene Ontology annotation, biological process: proton transmembrane transport. Gene Ontology annotation, cellular component: proton-transporting V-type ATPase, V0 domain; membrane.
GUCAUGUGACUUUUUCCGCUUCGCCAUUUUCUUUUUCUACACUAGAGCCUUUGCUGCUUGUGGCGCCACUUUGCUGUGUUUUAACCUUUCCAGAGGUGACGGUGGGACAGGAAACCCCCUCCUUCACUCAAAAGAAGAGGACAGUCUACGGUGUAGCUCUAACGCCCCAAGAGAAGUGUGAGGAUGUCUUCUGAGGAGAGCCCCGAGUACUCGCCUUUCUUCGCUGUGAUGGGAGCCUCUGCGGCCAUGGUCUUCAGCGCAUUAGGAGCAGCGUAUGGGACGGCGAAGAGCGGCACAGGCAUCGCCGCCAUGUCUGUGAUGCGACCAGAGCUCAUCAUGAAGUCCAUCAUCCCUGUCGUCAUGGCUGGUAUCAUCGCCAUCUACGGGCUGGUGGUAGCUGUGCUGAUAGCAAACAACAUCUCUGAGAGAGUCACUCUGUACAAGAGUUUCCUACACCUCGGCGCCGGUCUGAGCGUGGGCCUGAGCGGUCUGGCAGCCGGGUUUGCCAUCGGCAUCGUGGGCGACGCCGGAGUGCGAGGCACUGCACAGCAGCCUCGGCUCUUUGUGGGCAUGAUUCUGAUCCUGAUCUUCGCCGAGGUGCUGGGUCUUUACGGCUUGAUCGUGGCCCUCAUCCUAUCUACAAAAUAAGUGUCUCCAUCCAGCACCAUCUCAUUCAUUCCACAUCAGAGCAGCGAGAACAAAACACCUACAUCCAUGACACCCUGUGGGUCUGACAGGAUGGGAUGGCGACAGCAGUAUGACGGCUGUCCGUGUGGACGGCUCUGUUCCCAGUAGAUGUGAUCUGUUCCAUUUUGUCUGAAGCCAUCCGGUCGUGUCAGGUCUCGUGCGUGCAGAACAGGCAUGAACAUGUACUGUUUGUUGUGAGAUGAUGUGUGGACAGUCUGCCUGAUAUGUCUAAUCUUAACCUGUGCAGUGAUCCAGAGUCCUCCCACCCUCGGUAAAUGUAGUAACCAGUCUGUGCUGUGAGUGAGUAUCAGCGUUCACCCCUCUGACCCAUCCCUCCCGAUGGACUUUUGUCUCAUUUCCUUUCCUUUCUUUGGGUGGUUUUUAAUUGUUUUCUGUUUUGAGACUGCUGGAAAAGUUGUACACACUAGUGUUUUAUUUGAUUUGUUUCAUGUUCUUUUUGGGGACCAUUUUCAGACGUUUUUUUUUUUCACUAUUUAUGGAAAGCUUUGAAGAUUUUGAAACUGUCUAAAUGGAAUACUGUUUAAUGAAACCCUAUAUACAUAAAAUCUAUAAAUUAUCUGUGUAAAGUUAGAUUAUUUGCACUGUGGGUUGUUGUUCUAAAUGCUCAGAAUUCCUCUGGAUUUAGUGUGAAUAUUAUUGGAAGACGUCCACAUGGAGUUGACACGAUGUGUGUGUGUGUGUGUGUUUGAGAGACUUGAGUGCAAUACAUGUGCAAGUGUAUUUAUGUUUGAUAUGACAUUCUCAGACACUAGUAUUGUUUACCUGUAGUGCUGCUGUAUUUUAUUUAACUUAUUUUUUGUUUAAAGUGAGAGCUCUCUGUUCAGCCAUGCCUGUCAGAUUUCCAAAUAAAACACAACCUCCUUCAAAA